Neodiprion fabricii is the source of this 4133-nucleotide messenger RNA. RefSeq lists its product as uncharacterized. The coding region runs from base 176 to 1897 and encodes 573 amino acids. The record is from RefSeq and is a predicted model, not a curated record. The transcript is spliced from 7 exons. NCBI's taxonomy places the organism in Eukaryota, Metazoa, Arthropoda, Insecta, Hymenoptera, Diprionidae.
GAUCGGUACUAGUUCCGUUCUCGUAUUUCCUUGGAGAGAUGAAAUGUCCCGUUUUUACACGAAAAAUUUGAUCUGAUUCGCGACUCAUCCUCUGUUUGUCGACCGACAAGUAAACAAGUGAAAAGCGGCAACGAAUCACCGCAGUUUAUAAACAGAGGCAACAAUAACGACCACGAUGGAUAAAAGACCAGCUGACAGUCGUCGAGAUCAAACAUCUCAACAAAAAUCAGGUCACAGCAGCAACACUGCCAACAGCAACAGCAAUAACUCGCAUAAUCAUCAUAAUAAUCGCUAUUAUAUCAAAAAAAGUAAACGACGAAAUAGCAAAAAGGGAACCGGAAGCUCGCCUCAGACAGGUGAAUUAUCGCAAUGUGUUGAGCCGCGCCAACAGCAGGAGCAGCAGCAAUUAAACUCACAGCAAAAAAGCUACAUCUCUGCGCUUGCGAAUUCCGCAGCUGAGACGGACUACGGUAAAAUUUAUUGGCAACAGUCGCCGCUCCAGCAACAACUACGGGCUACCCAAAACAGCCAGCGACUCUUCACAGCCGCUUCGGAUCCAGCAGUUUGCGGCUAUUCACCGAUGCCUCUGACCUACGCAAUGGAGCCCGUUUCCUUGCCGCCCAUGUAUCAGCUCUUUCAGCCAGUGCCGAGGCCCAGUUAUCACAGCUAUCACGGCAGGGGGAAGCAAAAUCACGCUCAGGGUGCAUCCGCCAUCUUAGGAGGAAAAAUGACGCCGCCGUUCAACCAUCUCAACGGAUAUUCAAGUCUGCAAGAGAAUAACGUCGGCUAUUCGACAGGCGUUGGCUAUCAAAACGGGGAUUACACCAGCCUGCCGCCUGCUGCUAACAUCCAAAAUGGCGUCGCUGCUCAAGAAUUAGGAUCUGAACAUAGGAGGUACUCCGAUCCUGGACUUGGACCUCUCGAAAUACCUAAAUUUGGCAAGAGCGAUGACUCGGAAUCAAUUGAUAGCGGGAGUUCUGGUACUACUGUUGGAAGAAGCAAUAAACUCGUCCUUUCGCUGAUUGAACAGGUGACAGCAUUGAAGGAGAGCAAUAGCCAGCUAUUCAAAGAACUUCAUCAAACCAAAGCCGAACUAGAAACUGUGAAAAUGGAAUUGACCAGAUUAAAACAAAGCAGUUUCGCCGAUUAUCAACCCGGAAUGUUAUCAGAUAUUGUCAGGGAAAUGAGAGAGGCGGCAAAAGUACGCGAGGAAUCGUUAAUAUCAAAAGUAAAAUCAAUGAUGAACGAAAAACAGCCAUUUUCAUCAAUCCCCGAUACGUCGACGACGGAAUUGGAUGAGUUGAAGAAUCAAUUAGCGCGGAUUACUGACGAGAAGACAAAGACUGAAGUCCGGCUUGCCAAAGUUGAGCAGGAAUUAGCUGCCCUCAAAUCAAGCGCUAACGACGAGGGUCAGGAGAUAGUCGCACUCGAAGAAGAGACGCUGGCCUUGCGUCGGGAGCUACAGGAGGCGAUGGCGUCGAGAAAUAAGGCCCAAAAUCAGGCAUCAAAACUGGAACAAUUGGUCGGAAUACUUCGGAAGAAGACGAACGGUUCUAGCGUCGAAGAUAUCGAAGCGGGUCCCGGUAUCAGGCAUCUCGUUACAUCGUCGUCGACGACGAUGACUGCAACUUCGAUGAACGAUAACAUCCACGAGACGACGACGACGACGACGACGAUUUCUGACGGAAACAGCAGCAGUGCCGAUCCCCGUUCACCGGUCAGCUCGAUUAGUCUUAACAAUUCUUCAUCGGGUGACGAAUCCUCCGCUUUUGAACCACGCCCCAAAAUGCCUACGGAAGCUAAUGCUAAUAAUAAAACGACUGGUACCAGCGAUAAUUGCGGUUCAAUAAACUUUACUACCAGCUUGAACAGUUCCGGACCUGUUACGGAUCUUUAGUUAAUUACCGUAGUAUUCGAAUCACGGAUACGACAAUUGGAGUCUAGUUAUGUUGUCGAUUAUGGGUUCUUUUACAUCAGGGCUGGUCGUGAGUCAUUGUCAUAUUUUUGCCAGCUUAUUUUGACAUUUCAACAUAUUUUCGAUCACUUGGUUCGUUAUAGCUAAUGACUCUUCUCCCUGUGCCUCGAUUAGGUUUCUUGAUUCAAGUCAAGUUUAGGUAUUGCAUUGUUUUUUUUCCUGUCUUGUUCUCAUUGUCAAUUAAACUGCAUUACCGAUACAAUUUUAAUAAACUUUUUCAUAUCGAGUAACUUACCUACCUAUAAUGUAACCCACUUUUCGUAAGUCAGGUUACUUAUCGUCGUUAUAAUUACAAUUCAACUCGUUUCUUUUUUCUUUUUUCUUUUUUGUUUUUUCCAACCCAAGUGCAUUCUUUGAAUUUUUGCAACUCAAGUCACUGAAUUAUUUUUUUCAAUUCAAGUGCCUUACUUCAACGUAAUCCACGUUUUGCAAUUCAAGUUACUACUUACCAUUGAUACAAUUUCAAUUCAACUCAUUUCUUCUUUUCAACCCCAGUAAAUUGUGUGAUUGAAUUUUUGCAAUUCAAGUCACUGAAUUCUUUUUUCUUUUUUUUUUCAAUUCAAGUGCCUUACUUCAGUGUAACUCACGUUUUGUAAUUCAAGUUACUUACCGUUACUGCAAUUUCUAUUCAACUCGUUUCUUUUUUUUUCUUUUUCCAACCCAAGUACAUCGUUUAAUUCAAGAUUCGAGUCUUUUUCAAUCAGCGUUUCAUUUAAAUCGCAAUCAAGGGUUUUCAAUUCAAGUCACUGUUUGUUAAAUUCACGUCACCAGUAUUUUCUUCAAGUAAAUUAUUUCAAUUCGAAUCGGGAUUCAAGUCUGUCAUUUCGACGCAAAUCAGUUCCACAAUUCCAAAGUCGCUGUAUUUCAAUUCAAGUAACUUGAUACAGUUCAAAUUACAAUUCAAGUCAGUCGUUCCAUUCAAAUCUUUUAAACAAUUUGUGCCACUUAUUCGAAUUCAAAUAUAUUCCCAUACGGUCAAGUUGAUGACUUUCUACUUACCUGCAGCCCUGUGAGUACAAGUCCUGACAAAUCUAACGAAUUCUAUCCGAUUCUUUUUUUCAUAGUCCGAACCAAUAGCUAAUAUAUAUAUUAUAUUGUACUUUUCUCAUUUGCAAUUGUACUUAAACCCCCUCCAUAUAUAAUUUAUUACAGUUUAUACUUAUACACACAUCUAAGUGUUUGUAUAUAUACACGUGGUCGAUUUGAAAAUUCUGUAUAAUGUACAAUAACUUAUCGUACGUAAAACAGCGCAGAUCUUUUUUUUUUUUUCUUUAUCCUCCGAGGCGAAUAUAUGCAUUGAAUAUUUUAGUCUCGUAAUCCUUGCUCAUUUAUCAUUAACAGUAUUGUUUUUUAUUAUUUUAUUUUUUUUUUUUAUCUGUCUGUUUUCAAUAUCAAACAUUUUUGUCGAAAGCGUUUUGUGUUACUUCGAACAACGUAUUCUCAUCUCUAGGUUAUAUAAAUCAGGGUACAUAACUUGCAAUAUAGCCGUUUCUAGGUAUACUAAUAUAAGAAUAAUACAGUGAAAAUAGGAAUGAAAUUAGACGACUUUUUUCUCUUGUCUAGUUUUGAUAAAACAAUUAUUACGGUAGAAAACAACGCAGAUCUUUUUACAAAUUAAUUAUAAAUUCCACGUAUUAUUUAAACUUUAUAAUAAUACCGUUUCUCACAGCAUGUAUUCAGCCUGAUAAUGACAAUUACAAUUAAAGCCUUGGCACGUAUUUUGGAUAGCAUAAAUACGUAUAAGUAUAAUAAUAAUCGUUGUAUAAAUUCAUAGUAUUGUUUAUAGAAUCAAAUUUAUCGAAUACGUAUUAUAAAUAAUUAAUAUUUUAUACUCACUGACGAAUUUUUCCUCGUUACUUGAUUUCCAUUAUUAUUACAUCAGAAAUAGCGUAAAUAUUAUCGUUACGUAAACGCGAAUUAAUUCUAUAAGGAUCAUUUGUAUUUGGUACUUAUCUUAAUAUAUGUAACGUGGAUACAGGAUACGUAUAUAUAUAUAUACAUAUAUAAUUGUCUAGGAUAUAAAAGUUCUUGAAUCUCAAAGUGCCAUUAUUAUAAUUAUAAUCGUUAUUACUAAUUGUACGUCGGUAAUUUAUUACUGUAGGUUUAAUCAUACUUUUGGAAAAAAAAAACUAACGGAAACACAGCCUGAAAAUAGAUU